UUGCGUUCUUGUGUGAUGUUCGCGCCAUUUCGAGUUUUCAACUGGACCUGUCAGAAAUUUUGUGUCAGCCUUGGACAUUUUGCGAGUCAAAUUUGCCAUCACAAUUCUGUUUGAAAUUGUUUGUACCUUUGGAGUAUCUAUUCGGGUGGCACUGGAAACAUUUACUCUCGUCACGAGCUAAAACCUGAGGUAUUUGAAGCGACAUAUAUAACACCUCAGUCGUGCAGACGACAACAUCGGCUAGCAGACGACAUUUUGUGAUUCGACACUGCGCCUUUUGUUUUCGGAUUUGCUGAACAGUUUUUGACAGAAGUAGCCAUAAAGAUGAUGCAUCAGGACCAGGUAGUGGAAGAACAACUAGGGAAUGAAGACGAUGAUGAUUCCUUCUUCCAAGACAUCGACAUGUUACAGAACCACGGCAUCAACGCCGCGGACCUGAAGAAACUCAAGUCUGCAGGCAUCUGUACCAUCAGGGGUGUUCAGAUGACUACAAGGAAGAGGCUGUGCAACAUCAAGGGUAUAUCAGAGGCUAAGAUGGACAAGAUAAAAGAAGCAGCUGCAAAACUGGGUGAUGCAGGUUUUAUGACAGCUCUGGAGUACAGUGACAGAAGGAAGACAGUCUUCAAGAUUCAGACUGGCAGCUCAGAGCUGGACAAACUCCUUGGAAAUGGCAUUGAGAGCAUGGCUAUUACUGAGGCCUUUGGAGAGUUCAGAACAGGGAAAACACAGUUGUCUCAUACCUUGUGCGUGUCAUGCCAACUACCAGGACCUGGUGGCUACUCUGGAGGAAAAGUUGUGUUCAUUGACACAGAGAACACAUUUCGUCCUGACCGUCUGAAGCCCAUCGCUGACCGCUUCAACUUGGACCAUGAGGCCAUGCUGGACAAUGUGCUGUAUGCCAGAGCCUACACAAGUGAACACCAGAUGGAGCUGUUGGAUUAUGUGGCUGCCAAAUUCCAUGAGGAACCCGGAGUUUUCAAACUACUGAUCAUUGACUCCAUCAUGGCCCUGUUCCGAGUGGACUUCAGUGGGCGGGGUGAGCUGGCAGACAGACAACAGAAACUGGCACAGAUGUUGUCCAGGCUACAGAAGAUCUCAGAAGAAUACAAUGUUGCAGUGUUUGUGACAAACCAGAUGACAGCAGACCCAGGAGCGACCAUGAGUUUCCAAGCAGACCCAAAGAAACCCAUUGGUGGGAACAUUCUGGCCCAUGCCUCAACUACACGCAUCAGUCUGAGGAAAGGCAGAGGGGAGAACAGGAUUGCCAAAAUCUAUGACAGCCCUGACAUGCCUGAAUCAGAGGCAACUUUCGCAAUCUCCAAUGGAGGCAUCUGUGAUGCAAAGGACUGAAUAUAGGCCUGCUUAGCUAAGAUUUCCAUGACCGUUUUGUGUAAGUUAGAAAUUCAUCAUGGAUUUCUUCUUACAACUGAUAGAAAUUUUGUCAGAAUUGUUAUUAGUUCACAUUGAUAUUCCAGAUGUUAGUUUGUAAAUGGAAUACUGUUGAAUGUUUGAAAUUUACGCUACAAAAGGAAAUGGGAAUUUUGCCAUAAAAUGUAAGAGUAUUAGGAUGCCUCAAAUGAUAUAUUCA
Messenger RNA from Branchiostoma belcheri (Belcher's lancelet), 1588 nucleotides. Its product is annotated as meiotic recombination protein DMC1/LIM15 homolog. Gene Ontology annotation, biological process: DNA repair; mitotic recombination; chromosome organization involved in meiotic cell cycle. Gene Ontology annotation, cellular component: nucleus; condensed nuclear chromosome. The coding region runs from base 325 to 1350 and encodes 341 amino acids. The transcript is spliced from 13 exons. The record is from RefSeq and is a predicted model, not a curated record. Gene Ontology annotation, molecular function: ATP binding; DNA strand exchange activity; single-stranded DNA binding. NCBI's taxonomy places the organism in Eukaryota, Metazoa, Chordata, Leptocardii, Amphioxiformes, Branchiostomatidae.